GCCGGCGGCGGCAGUCAGCCACCCAGCCACACCACGCACGGGUCUACACUCCACACCUCCCUCCUGCCCGACCCACUCACUCCGCCUCCUCCUCACACACGCCAGGGGUCGCCAUGAUUCUUCAUUUACACCGCUUCAUCUGCAUGAUGCUGCAUUGUAGAGAGCGAUUAGGGUAGAUGUAGAUGUUCUGCUGCCCGUCGCUACUAGCAAGGAUGUCGUCGGACCGCAAAGCCGUGGUAAAGAAUGCCGACAUGUCGGAGGAAAUGCAGCAAGAUGCCGUUGACUGUGCCACUCAGGCUAUUGAAAAAUUCAACAUUGAGAAGGACAUUGCUGCAUAUAUCAAGAAGGAAUUUGACAAGAAAUAUAAUCCCACAUGGCAUUGCAUUGUUGGUCGCAAUUUUGGCAGCUAUGUAACGCAUGAGACAAAACACUUCAUUUAUUUUUACCUGGGACAAGUUGCCAUUCUUCUCUUUAAGAGUGGUUAAGAUGAUCAGACCUCUCCUACCCCGUAUCAAAGCCAGGGAUAUUCACCUUGUUAGAUGUGCAUUUCUGGAACAGGUGAAUAUCCCAUUUCCUUCCUAAUCUAAUACUUUUCCUCUAACCCAUAGGGGGAUGAAGGGAUAUAGACCACCGUUUCCUAGGGUUGCUGAUUUUGUGCAGUGCUGCUAGGUUGCUAGCUGGAGAACAAAGUUCUCUUUUACACCAAAGCACACAUUUUGUUGCAAUGCUAAGCAAAUGUUAGCAAUGUCUCAAAGGAAGACUAUCGUUUGCUUUCAGAGCGCCAUACCUGGCAGCACUUUGCUUUUUGAACUGGUCAUGGCACAUAAUUUUUACAUUUCCAGUUAUUUUCGGUGUACCUCUUGACAAAAGCUAAAAGCUUUUAAAUUGCUACAAAAAUAACAUCAAAGAUGGUGUACAGAGUCGCCUGAUGGGCUGCAUUGGCAGCUGACCAGUGUGAGUGAAAUAUUUAUUUAAUAUUUGUAAUUUACUGUGCACAACUCUCAUCCUCAAUAUUCAUAAAUUGACCUCUUAUCUCCUAAGUAGGUAGGAUUCAUUCCCCCAAUCCAUUGUCAUGCAUCUUGAUUAAUUGUCUGGUGUCAGUCCAUUUUGGUGCAAAAUGUAGGAAGUUGAUGCAUAAUCCUGCCUAUACUGAAGCAAGUUGUGUACUUAAAAAUCUAUUUGCUUGUGAUUGUAAUCUUUAGCUAGUAGCUCCAUCUCCAUUCAUCUUAAAAUGACAUACUAAUUAUUCUCUUGAUCAUUACUGCUGUUGGUUUUUCAGCUUUCAUAUCCAAUGGUAGAAUUCUUAACCAUCUCUCAAGAAAUGUGAAUCUCGAGCAUCCCCAUUCAUAAACCCGGCAGUUAUGCCAAGAUAUUGAGUCGCAUUUGAGGGAUGGUGUACAUAAAGUUGUAUAUUUCAUCCUUUAUGGCAUCUUGUUUCAGCCCACCUACCUUCCUUGUUAAAAGGUGCAUUAUGUAUCAAUUUGGACAGCAGCUUUGCACUAGUUCACAUUUUAGCUGCUCAAUAACAAGUUUUGUGCCUCUGAAUUAACAGUAAUAUUCAGAUUGUUUAGUUUUGAAGAAUCAUUUAAUGUUUUUAUUGAUAUGAAAAGUUUAUUUUCACUAUUAAAAUGCAGAACAAAGGAUUUUUUGUUCAUGAAAAAGUUUAUUUCGUCAUGUCAAAACUGUGUUCUGUGAUGUUCAUCAAAGUAAAUACAAUCUAUUUAUGUGUA
Molecule: messenger RNA, 1730 nt
Organism: Procambarus clarkii (red swamp crayfish)
Lineage: Eukaryota; Metazoa; Arthropoda; Malacostraca; Decapoda; Cambaridae
Product: dynein light chain 1, cytoplasmic
Biological process (GO): microtubule-based process
Cellular component (GO): cytoplasmic dynein complex
Molecular function (GO): dynein intermediate chain binding
Source: RefSeq, a predicted model, not a curated record